Molecule: messenger RNA, 3656 nt
Organism: Periophthalmus magnuspinnatus
Lineage: Eukaryota; Metazoa; Chordata; Actinopteri; Gobiiformes; Gobiidae
Gene: krt222
Product: keratin 222
Exons: 10
Coding region: 105-1736 (543 amino acids)
Source: RefSeq, a predicted model, not a curated record
GCAAAGUGUGAGGAGUUGAGCUGUCUUGUGUAGCUUUGAUUGAACUUGGCUGUAUGGAUACUAGAAGUUGUAAGAUCCUGGAUGUCUACCAAGGUCCAUAGAGGAUGCAAGAGGACGCGGGUCAGACUAUGCAGAGUCUGAAUGCGCGGCUGAGGGUCUUUUUGGAGCAAGUGAACCGUCUUCAGGAGGCCAACCUCAGACUGGAGGCUCAGAUCUCUGCAUGGGGGGUCCAGAGGAGCUCACAGUGUCAGGAGUGGUCCCUGAAAGAGCAGACAGUCAAGGAGCUACGGGAACAGGUUGGGAAACUCCUGGUGGAAAAUGCUGAGCUCGCUCUUCAAUCUGAAAACAUGAAGUCCAAAGCAGCUCACAUCCAGGCCAGAUGUGAGACAGAGGAGAGGACCACAAAGCGUCUGGAGAAGCAGGUGGAGCAGCUCCGAGAGUCCAAGAGGAGAGCAGAGCAGAGCAGUGAGAGUCUGAGGAGCGAUGUGCACCAAUCCAUUACAGAACUACAGCAACUGCACCAGGAAUACCAGGCUGCCCAGGCUCUGCACUCCACUGAUGCUCUGUUAGCCACUUCCACACAUACAGCAGCAGCAGCAGCAGUGCACGGAGCCAGGGGAGGAGGGGAGAAGGAGGAUGGCACAGCGAUGGAGCUCACCCGACUGCUCCACGAAAUCAGAACGCAGUGCGACCAGACUCGAGUCCCCAACCCCAGACAGAGGCACCAAAGCCCAGGCAACUUGGCAAAUCUAUCCCCCGGAUCAGUCGGGCCUAGUCACUCUGGAGCAGGGGGGGCAACAUCAACAGCAGCAGCAGCUUCUAGGACAAGCAGGGGGGCACUUGCAGAGGAGGAGGCAGCAUGGGCGCAGGUAAACAUGGGUGGAGCAGCGUUGAGAGAGGCCAGGGCAGAACUGGCUGAAGCCCGAAAACAGUGGCACGCUUUGCAGGUCGAGAUAGAGACCCUUCAUGCCACGGAGAAAGGCCUCGAGAUGUCACUGCAGCACACCCAGCGCUUAUACUCGUCUCAGCUACAGGACCUCUCUCAGGUGAUCACCCGACUGGAGGCGGAACUAGAGCAGGUCAGGAGCGGACUGGCCACUCAACGCCAACGCCACAACCAGCUGCUCAACACCAAGAUGAGGCUGGAGCGCGAGAUCACCACCUACAGACGGCUGUUGGAACGAGAGGAGGGCAGAUACAUGACCCGAAAUGCGCCUCCAAUGUCCCUGCAUUUGUGGAAGUCUCCUGGCACUGACUCAAAGGAGAGCGGAUCAGAGAAUGACCAGAGUGAUUUGGCUUUGACUCCAGACGAGCCCAAAUCAGAGCCUCUACCCGACAUCCCCCCUCUGCUCCCCCCUGAGAAUGGGCUCAAGAAGCGCUCCAUCCUCAUCAGACAACAGAGCCUCGUCAUACUCACAGAGCCUGAGCUGGAUAAGGACCUGCCCAUCUCCACUGUGAAAACCCAGGAGAUCCUUCAGGGCAACGUGGUGCGAGAGAGUGCAGAGGGUCAUGGCACCAUCGAGACAGAAAAGAUUGACAAAGUGAUCAAGCAGUGGGAGGGCUCUUUCUUCAGAGGAAACCCAAAGCUGAGGAAGAAGUCUGUAUCUCUGCGUUUCGACUUGCACAUGGCUGUAGCAGACGAGGGGUGUGCUCAGACCAAACAGGACAGCCUCCCAGACGUGGAAGUACGUCUAAUCAUGAAGAGGUCACGCAGCAUCUCCUCCAUUACACAGUAACUACAGUAGAGGGCAGCACUGUUACACAGUUAUGUAAAAAGACCAAAUGGGUAAAAUAGCCAGAAUUGUACUCAAAAGUAAUGUUAUUUCAAAAUUACUUACUCAAGUAGAAGUACAAAUUAGAAGUCUAGAAAAUUAGGAGUAAGAAUAAAAAGUAUUUGGAAAAACUACUACUCAAGUAAGAGUAACUGUAACAUCAGAUUUAUAAUUGGAAGCUAAUGUAAUUGGAAAAAUGUUGCGUUGUAAUCUUUUCAUAUCACAAACCUACCAUAAUGUUUUCUUCACACAUGUUUCUGGGAAGACAAAAAUGUUCAGGUAAUCCGGUGUGUCAUCAUCACCAGCAAGUCAGUAUGAAAAUGCCUUCACAAUAUAAAGCAUCUGCUUGGGUCAUGUUAUAAAUAAUACGUACGAUAGUUUAAUAAGUCUCCUUAAAUUAGUUUUUUUUUUUCCAUUGAUAUUUUCUUUACAUGUAAUUUUACUAAUACUAUCCCCAUAUUCUAGCAUCAUUAAGUAUUACUAAAACAUACAAUCAAAAAAAAAAAAAAGUUAGUUAAAGGUAACUUCUCCAAUGGGAGUUCAGUUACCUGCUUCUUUACAUGGAGAUGCUGCUGCUUUGCCUGGAAUGUUCCACAGUAUAACAUUACACUUAUCUAGCUCCAUGAAGACAAGCAAGGAACGGCACCAGGCCAAGUUACAGGUCAGGUCUGUGGAGAGGUGACCCCUCCUUCACACCCCUGGAACUGAAUAAAUGCUAGAGUAUGCUAAAGAUAGAUAAGUUUAAUGCAAUACAUAAUACAGUACAUGUUGUGCAAAUUAAAAUUAAGGAUAGUGGACUUGAUGUUCAGCAAAGACGUUCGGAGUUUUAUGCUCUAGCAUCUUUAGAGGGGUCCAGUUAGGCUGUCCUCCUCAUUUUUUUAUUACUUUAGCUGUGGUAAAUUGGUGACUCUACAUUGGCAUUUGUGAGUGGAUUUAAGUGUGUAUCUGUCCCAUUACAGUCCAGUUAAUACCGCGCUUAGUGGUUUAUAAAUGCCUCCAAUAACAUGAGAACAGCCACUUUAAACAAAGAGAAUACAAGUAAAGUGUAAAUGGCUGGUCAAAAUAUGAUGUCAAGUAUCACCUUUAUUUGGUUAGUUUCAAACAUGUGACAUUUUAAACAAUCAAGCAAUAAAUAUCUCCCAACAAUGAAAUAUAGAAAUUCAGCUUAUAAAUAUGGCCUGCAAAGUAAUAGGAAGAAGCUAUUUUAUUUAAUCCAAAUUAUACAUAUGGCACUUAGGCAAUCUUGUAAUUCUAGUACAAUCUGAUGGGGUAGACAGACCACAUAGAAAGUUACUGAAGGUUUUUGAAGUUAUUAAAAGUUGUUAUUAUAAUGAAGGGUGUGUAUGUGUAAACUGCAUUGCACUGAUCCAAGCAGCGCUGGGUAAAAUAAUGUUAGCACUAAUUGUUUAGAGAGAGCUUUAUCUAUGCUUAAGUUUCCUUUUUAUCUGAUUUACAAACGUAUAAUUUACUAGACAAUGUAAUUAAUAUUGUAUGAUAUAUUUUCUCUAAACUGCUCACUGUGGGAACACGUGAGAGCCUGAAAUGAAUGUCUCAGAGAAUGUAGAUACCCGGCUUUAACAGUAGAGGGCAGUAUUUGUAAAUAGUUGACAGCACUGUGUAUUAUCAUGCUUUGGUUACACAACAAGAUAAGCUUUUAUUUAUAACGUUUAAGUUGGCGCCAAAGGAAAAAGAGGUUAAGUCUUAUGUAAUGCAUUUGGUGCCUAAAAGAGUAUUUAAAACCUAAUAUAUAUCUAUGCAGUUUUAUGCCUGAUUUUUGCUUCAACAAGCACGCUCUUACAUCUCUGUGAUUUCAGAAAAAGACUUUUGCUUUUAUCUAAUGAUUUAUGAUUUAAAAUUAAAUAAACUAUGUGUAUAAUAUACCUG